CGCGCGGGGAAGGACCGGAACUCCGGGCGGGCAGCUUGUUGAUAAUAUGGCGGCAGGAGCUGCUUGGGCAUCCCGAGAAGGCAGUGGGGCCCACACCCGGAAGAAGGGUCUCUUUUCUGGCUAGUGCUACAGCUUCUGCGGACCCGGAAGUCCGGGCCAGUUGCUGAAUGAGGGGAGCCGGGCCCUCCCCGGGACAGUCCCCCCGCGCCCUCCGCCCCGACCCGGGCCCCGCCAUGUCCUUCUUCCGGCGGAAAGUGAAAGGCAAAGAACAAGAGAAGACUUCUGAUGUCAAGUCCAUUAAAGCUUCAGUAUCUGUACAUUCCCCACAAAAAAGCACUAAAAAUCAUGCCUUGCUGGAAGCUGCAGGACCAAGUCAUGUUGCAAUCAAUGCCAUUUCUGCCAACAUGGACUCCUUUUCAAGUAGCAGGACAGCAACACUUAAGAAGCAGCCAAGCCACAUGGAGGCUGCUCAUUUUGGGGACCUGGGCAGAUCUUGUCUGGACUACCAGACUCAGGAGACCAAAUCAAGUCUUUCCAAAACCCUUGAACAAGUCUUGCACGACACUGUUGUCCUCCCAUAUUUCAUUCAAUUCAUGGAACUUCGGAGAAUGGAGCAUUUGGUUAAAUUUUGGUUAGAAGCUGAAAGUUUUCAUUCUACAACUUGGUCCCGAAUAAGAGCACACAGUCUGAACACAGUGAAGCAGAGCUCUCUGGCUGAGCCUGUAUCUCCAUCAAAAAAGCAUGAAACUACAGCAUCUUUUGUAACUGAGUCCCGUGACAAGAGAUUGGAGGGUUCUAGCUCAGCCCAAUUGCUUAUGACUCAAUCAGAAGGAAUUAGCCUGAAUAAUAGAACUAACAACACUCAGAAUCACUUGCUGCUUUCCCAGGAAUGUGACAGUGCCCCUUCUCUUCACCUUGAAAUGGCCAGAGCAGGAGCUAGUCAAGUUUCCAUGGAAACUCAAGAAUCCUCCUCCAGACUUAUAAUAGCCAGUAGAAAUAGUCCCUCUUCUCCACUAAAAGAAUUGUCAGGAAAACUAAUGAAAAGUAUAGAGCAAGAUGCAGUAAAUACUUUUACCAAAUAUAUAUCUCCUGAUGCUGCUAAACCAAUACCAAUUACAGAAGCAAUGAGAAAUGACAUCAUAGCAAAGAUUUGUGGAGAAGAUGGACAGGUGGAUCCCAACUGUUUUGUUUUGGCACAGGCCAUAGUCUUUAGUGCAAUGGAGCAAGAGCACUUUAGUGAGUUUCUGCGAAGUCACCAUUUCUGUAAAUACCAGAUUGAAGUGCUGACCAGUGGAACUGUUUACCUGGCUGACAUUCUCUUCUGUGAGUCAGCUCUCUUUUAUUUCUCUGAGUACAUGGAAAAAGAAGAUGCAGUAAAUAUAUUACAAUUCUGGUUAGCAGCAGAUAACUUCCAAUCUCAGCUUGCUGCCAAAAAGGGCCAGUAUGAUGGACAAGAGGCCCAGAACGAUGCUAUGAUUUUAUAUGACAAAUACUUCUCCCUCCAAGCCACACAUCCUCUUGGAUUUGAUGAUGUUGUGCGAUUAGAAAUUGAAUCCAAUAUUUGCAGGGAAGGUGGACCACUCCCUAACUGUUUCACAACUCCACUACGACAGGCCUGGACAACCAUGGAGAAGGUCUUUUUGCCAGGCUUUUUGUCCAGCAAUCUUUAUUAUAAGUAUUUGAAUGAUCUCAUUCAUUCAGUUCGAGGAGAUGAGUUUCUGGGAGGCAAUGUUUCACUGACUGCUCAUGGUUCUGUUGGCCUUCCGGAUGAGUCUCUUCCAGGUGGCACAGACAGUGCCACUUCACAGUCCAAUGUGAAAAAAGCCAGUAUUAAAAUUCUGAAAAAUUUUGAUGAAGCGAUAAUUGUGGAUGCUGCGAGUCUGGAUCCAGAAUCUUUAUAUCAACGGACAUAUGCAGGGAAGAUGACAUUUGGAAGAGUCAGUGACUUGGGUCAGUUUAUCCGAGAAUCUGAGCCUGAACCCGAUGUAAAGAAAUCAAAAGGAUCCAUGUUCUCACAAGCUAUGAAGAAGUGGGUACAAGGAAAUACUGAUGAGGCCCAAGAAGAGCUAGCUUGGAAGAUCGCUAAAAUGAUAGUCAGUGAUGUUAUGCAGCAGGCUCAGUAUGAUCAACCUAUGGGGACAUCUACAAAGCUAUGACUCAAGAACUGAGAUAAAGGAAAUCUGCUUUUGAAGUAUAAGAGAACUUUUUUUCCUUUGGUUGGAUUCUUCAACACAGCCAAUGAAAACAGCACUGUAUUUCUUUUCACUGAUAUAACACUGUUAUUUCCAGGAAUGAAUGGGAGACAAUCCUAGACUUCCACCAUAUUGCAUAGUAACAUGUAGACAUAAAUGAUGCACAUGAUGUUCAUACAGUGAGUCACAAAGCUACAAAGUGGUAUUGUUUACAUUACUAGAAAAUUAUUAGUUUUCCAAUGGCAAUAACCCAUGUAUGAGAGAGUUAGCCCACUGAAAUAGACAGGGACCACAUCCUGUGAGAGGCAGAUAAGCAUAGAGCUGAUAUUUGGUGCACAUUCUUAGAGCAGGAGUCCAUCUCAAGCAGAAUUAUAAAACGUGGCAGAGGUGCUUUGCUUUGUCCUCCUAAAAUUAACAGGUGAGUCAUCCCCACUCAGAGUCAGGCAGCUCUCAGUGGCAAUGUGUGGAACUGGGUGAGAGUUCCUUGUGUAGUCUUCACAGAAGCAUUAAUUUAGAAAGAAACAGACAAAUCGCAGGUCAUGUUUCAGUGACAUUGUCCUUUCCUUUGGUGGCAGCAUAUCCUUAAAACCAGUCUCUCCCUGUUAACAAAAGGGCAAAUUUAGUUUACUUUGAGCAUUAGGUCUUGCUCCUCUGGAGCAAGCAGCAACAUUUACUACGCUCCAGUUACUUAACUUCCCUUUCAGAAUGCAUGUGGGAGGAAAGACAUAAGGAUCACUCCAGUUUUUUCCCUGUGGUACCUCGAACAAAAUGUUUAUUCACAGAUUAUAAUUUUGUUUUUUAAAGUGGGGAGAAAAGUACUCAACUUGCUUGAUUGCCUCCCCCAUUUUUUGCUGUGAGUGGGAAGUGUGCAGUGGUGGCCUUUUUUCUUUUUGUCUUCAGUACAGAAAGACUCACUCAUUGCCCUUCUGCUCAGGCGACUUUGCAUUGGGACUGCACAGCCAUCAGCAAGGUGGCCCAGUUGACAUGCACACUCCGCCAGCCACACCAUGCCAGUGCUUCCUCUCUGUGUGUAAAUGAAGGGAUAGAAUGUUCUCUUAGGUGUUACUGCUUUUGCUCAGACUUUGCAAAAAAGAAGAAGAGAAAAAAAAAGGAGAUAUAUAUAUGCAUAAAUAUAUAAUUAUUAAUCACCUCUCUCCUUGAGAAAGUCUUGAUUGAAUAGAGAAUUUAUUCAUUGCAAUAUUGAUUGUAUAGAGGCACACUGUUUCAUCAACAGAAGAAGCAAAAAGGCUGUGUAUAAGUUUUUUGGUACUAUGUACCACCUCUGUUCUUAUAAAGCUGAAGUAUUCAUGUACUUAAACCAUAUUCUAUUUAAUUGUGUUUGAUUUUAAAUAUAUAUAUAUAUAUGAAUUAUAUUUAAAAUGGUGUCAGCUUUCUGCUUUCAGGGCAUUUAUGGCUCUUCUGUUGAAAUUUAUUGAUCCCGCCUAAUAUUUCCAUUUGCUUUACAAAAACCCAGAAUACAAGCCACUACUGGAUUUAGCCUUGUGUUUGGAGUGUAGGCAUAGACUUGAAGUCUUUAUUAGGUGUAUAUGCUGUGAUUAAUUUAUUUUGUUCUUUUAGCAAAAUAUUUCCAUCCAUUUCACAUUGCUUCAAACUUUAAAUAGGAGAAAAGCAAUAUAAAGGUCUUAGAAUUAAAUGUGGUUUUGGGUGACUGUUGCUGCCUCUGCAUGUUUUCGACUAACAAUUUCUGUAAAACUCUAGGCUAUUCAAACUUAGUGCUUUCAAUUAAGAUAAUUUCUAGUCAUUUCUUUGUAUACAUUUUGUGCUUCUGAGUUAGAGAUGCCAGUAGUCAUAAACUUCUUAUAAAGACAAGAUUAGCAAGUUUGAGAUUUGGUUACCCUUUUCUGCCUCACCUGCUAUGAAACACAGAAGCAGCUUUGGUCUGAAAUUAUUAGCCAGAUUUCAUAUUUGAUCUAAAGUAAGUCCUUGUGCUCCUUUUAAAAUUGGAAUGGAAUUCAUCUGUUAUUGAGCAAUUGCUGUGUUCCAGGUUCUAUGCAUUGUGCCCAUAAAAUAUAAUUCCCUGGCAGGGUUUUUAUAGGUGCAAGUAAUCAGUUGUUCACUCUUUAUCAUGUCAUUGACAUCAACUCAUUGUUUAAAAAGUAAAAAUAAUAGUGAGAAAGUGAAACUUUUUGUAAUUUGGUGUCUUUAUCACACCUUUAUAAAUUUGAUGAGAGUGAAAAGCAUUGUCAGCCAAAUCCAGUGAAGAGCAAUAAAACAGGGAGCAAUUUAUUGUAACUUUUUCUACUUGGGGUCCAAUAUUCACUACAGCUUUAUGAAAUGUAAGUGGUUUACAAUACUGGAACUUUGACUAGUUCAGUAGAAAUUUGGAGGGGAAGGUCAUUCUGAAUUGUAGGAAAUCUAAACUUCAUUGCUGUUUUAUUUAGCUAAGCCACUGAUCUGUCUAUUGACACUGUUUGGGAUCCUUCCUGACUCAAAAGUUUAACACUCCUAUGUUUGUACAGUGAUCUUUCUUUUGCCCUUUCAUCCCUAUCCCCCACAUUCCGAUUGAUUGGACCAGGGCUCAACUCCUGACCAGAUAGGCCCAAGACAAUUCUUUAUUUGAAGAAUUUUGCAUGAGGAAGAAAUGGUGGUUUGGAUGUGGCACUUAGAAAAGAGUUGGCAGUGCAUGGGCAAGCCUAAGAGAGCAGCUGCCUUGGUAACCCUCAAGACUGUCCUGAUUUCUGCAUCCAGUCCUGCAUCCUUGUGUUGGACUCCACUCAUCCCUCAGCAAUGCAUAGAGUGAAUCAACCCAAAGUUAGUAUUACAUAGCAACCAGAAGAACCUUGACUAAAUCCUGCCAGACUGCUCUAAUUCCUAAUGAUCAUGUGUGUUCUGCAUGUCUUCAAGGUAUUGCAUUCUGGGAAAGACUUUUUCUUUAGUAAACCUUCCUUGGUCAUGGUAUAUUAUCUCAAAAUGGAAUCCUAACCCAAUGGAACUAAGAGACACUCACUCAUUUUUGUAAUAAGAAGUUAGGCCUCAGUAAAGUCCCUUACUGCUGGGUGCAAUGACACACACUUGUAAUCCAGGGGCUUGGGAGGCUGAGGCAGGAGGAUCACGAGUUUAAAGCUACCUUCAGCAAGAGCAAGGCACUAAGCAUCAGUGAAGGUCCUGUCUCUAAAUAAAAUACAAAACAGGGCUGAGGAUAUGGCUCAGUGGUCAAGUGCUCCUGAGUUCAAUCCCUGGUUGUCUGUGUCCCCCAGUCUCCCCACCCCCACCAAAAGAAAAAGAAAAGUUCCUUACCUAUUGCAGGAUGGUCACCAUGAGAACUUAGUCGUCUUCCUAGGCCAGGGCCUCUUCAUGUUUCUCUGUAUUCUGCACUCAUCAAUGUAAUAAACCCAGAAAUAGAAGGCAUUUCAGUUCACAUAAGCUUAAAAUGAGAGGAGGGGGCUAAUUGUUAUAAAAAUCUAUAAAUGCUAACCACUUCUAUGACCAGGCCAGAUUCUAGCUUUUGGAUAGAGUCAAGGGAGUAAAAACCUUCAAGGUUACAACCUGUGGGGUUCACACUCUGAUGCCCUUUCCAGGAAGGCACUGAGGAAGGCUUACUGCUAAGGCAGGAUUAGAAAUGGCUCCAAGUAGCAGGAGAAUGGUACUGUGGAUUCUGAACUAGUGGGAGUGGUCAUAAAAGACACUGGGGGGGACUUGUGUGAGCAAAAACCCAAGGACAUUUAUCUUCAGUUGGGGUUUUGCCUUCCCUUUUCUGCUUGCCUAACACACAGGAAAGUGAGUAUUCUUGCUUUAGUGAGUAUCACUAAAGUAUUUCCUCAGUUUGUGUCUUUCAAACUCUGUGCUGGCACAUUCAGGAUGCCACAAAACUUCCCUGGAACUUCCCUUGCCUAAGACUGGUAGUGCAUCUGUUACCAGAUGGCACCACGGAAAGGCAUCUGGAUGAGUGGGCCUUUAGAUGUUCCAUGAGUAGAUCUUGUAAGCAUGGGCUGGGUCAGGGAUUCUCUGGGCCCAGUCUCUCUAUGGCAGGUAUGCAAGCAGCCUAAAAAGAAUGGGCUUCAGCUUGAAGAAAGUUGAGAUUUGCCAAAGAGCAAAUGAGAGAUGACGAUUGUGACAACUGCCCUUUUCCCUCAUCUUCUAAUUUCCAAGUCCCAUUGUCUUGAAUGUGCCUUCAGGCACAUCCCUAAAUGAUCUCAAGCUGGCCUCUUCUACAUCAUGGUAAGAAUCCCAUAAUGCCAUACAACAUGUGAGAGUGGUGCUGGCUUAAAGAAGCACCUGGUCAGGGCUUGGCCUUUCAGGUUAAGUGUAGCUCUAGGUGGAGGGCCCCAGCCUCAGGAGCUCAUCAAAGCCCCACAGUCCCUUUCAGAUUUUAGUUUUCUUCAUUUUCGUGAAGAGCAACCACCAUUCCUUCUGAUUAUUCAAGUAUUGGUUUCAUAAAUGUCCACCCUAUAAGUAUCAGGCCUGUUUAUCCUGAAGGGACACAGAAAGGAAUAAAACAAACUUUUAGACCCUUUGGAACUUAUAUUCUACUGAAGAGAUGGAAAUUGGAAUUAGCAUCUAAAAUGUACUGUGGGCAAGAGAUGUGCCUCCGUGGUAGAACAUGUGUACCAUGCACAACGUCCUGGGCUCCAGCCCCAGCCCUCUCCCCUGCCCCAAUAGGUUAAUAAGAUAUGUGCUGGGUUUUUUGACUCAAGAUGGCCUUUUGAGCCUAUGAUUUAACUCCUCUACCCACCCCUAAAGUCCUACUGUAAGUCAUCAAGCUCCUGCGAAGCUCAUAGGGAGAACUGUAGCUUAAAGGAGGAGAGACAUGGGGCCUGAGAAGGCAUGCCCUUCCAUGAGAAUGGGUUGCUGUGUCAUUCCAUUUACUUGCUGCAAGAUUAGAACUUUUGGUACUUAUUUAGGCUUUGAGUAAGGUGUGGACAUCUUGAUGUCUGACCAUGAAGACCAGACUGUCUCUAAAAAGGGCAAGGAUUAGAAGAGCUCAUAGGAUCAGUCUCAGCUCAGUUAGGACAUGUCGAUUCUUAGAAACCAGAGACAAGACUAAUGUGUGCAUAUAAUAUAAAAUCAUGACCUUGGGAAAACCUGCCUAGCUACUGAACUAAGUCCAUGAAAUGAUGAGCUCCUUGAAAGUUCUACUUUAAUGAUAAUAAUAAACAGCAUAAUUGAGUACUUGCCAUAGGCCAAGAACUAUCUCAUCUGACUCUUAUGACAAUCUUGAAAGGUAAGUGCUUAUUUUUUCCUUUCUUAUAAAUGAGGAGACUGAAGGUUUUAAGGUAAAGGAAUUUUCCAGAAUCUCACACCCAAGCUGUGAGACUGCCUCUUAACACUGCUAUGCCUGGCAAAAAAUAGAUGUUUGCUCUUCCUUCUUUUGUUUUCCCCAUUAGCAAUACUCACCAUGGAGUAGCAGAUGUCAAAGACUUAAGAAAAAUUUAUUUACCUUAAAGCAGUAGUUCUUAAACUUUCACAUGUCUGGAUCCCUUGAAAAGAUGUUUUGAAACAGGUUUCUGGGCCUAACAACCAAUUUCUGAUUUAGUAGAUCUGGGGUGGAGCCUAAGAAUUUGCAUUUUACCAGUUUCCUAGAUGAUGAUACUGUUGCUUUGCUGCAAAUUGAGAAAUGAGUGUUUUCAUUCCUGUUUAUUUGAAAUGCCAUGCUAUAUAAAAUGUAAUUUGAAGACCUAUUAUUCAUGACUCACUCAAAGAGGCAAAAGUCCUUUAUUAGCAUACAGAUGUUUAUCAGAGCUGAACACUACCACCAUCUAAGCACCAGCCCCCUUUCUCAGUCCCUAGGAACCUGAACAUGUCUGAGACCCUGAAAUCUUGUCUCAUGCAAGAGUAAGGGUUAGAAGAGGCCACAGACCAGUUCCACCCCCAUAGUCAUCAGUAGUUUUCAGUUCUCCAGCUUCAGUGCCUUUGCUGGGAACCCUGACAUAUUCCUUCAGGCUGUGGUUUGGGCCUAUCUGGAUGCUACUCGAGGUCCCCAUGGAAACUUUUGAACAAAUCCUGUCUGAUCCAUUUCCUAUAGUUUGUCUUGUAGGUUUUUGAUGCCAGCUGCCCUCUGAGGUCCUGACCAUACCUUUCCUGGCCCAUCUCCUUUGCUGUCCACCUUCCUAAGUUCCAUAGGAUACAGGUACCUCAUUCUUUGAUCUUCUCUUUCCUCUCCAUUUCUUCCUCCAACACGUAUUUCCUGAGGGCCUGUUAUAUGCCUGUUCUAGUUGCCAUAGAUACAGUGCUAUCCAGGGCAGACCCGGCAUCUGUCCUGCAGUCUAGAAAAUGAAUAGAGACAAUUCAGUCUGAUGAGUGCUGUGAGAGACAGUAGGGACCUGUUGGGGGCAAUUUUGGUGUGAUACCUUCUCCUUUUGUGAUUCACAAACUUCUUGACCGUCUCAAUCUUUCUCUAGGACCUACCCAUUCUGCACAUCUCUUUCCUCAAGAUAACUAUUUCUUGGCUUGGGGAUGUAGCUCAGCUUGUGUGUGAGGCCCUGAGUUCCAUCCUACGCACUGCAGAAAAAGAAGAGAAAUCAUUUCUUAAUAGUCAUGGUGUGCUGGUCACUCCCAACCCCGUGACUGGACCAGGAUUCCUUACCAGCAUCCUCCAUAAGCUCCUUGACAAAUCCUUGCUCCAUAUCCUCAUUUAAACCCUUGCCACCUGGGAAGACUGUCCUCUGAUCUCCACUGUUUGCUUGGCUCCAGUCCACUCCUGACUCCAUUCUCCAAGAUACCACUUCUAGCUUUCUUCACUCCUACCCCAGGCCAUCCCAGGAAACAUCACUGCUCAUGAUGUUGAUCUGCCCAACAACCUUUUGCUAUUUCAUUCCUCAGUCACCCAUAUAACCAUCCUUGUCAUUUCCUGCAACUGUUCUACGCCUGGCUGCUCCUCACAUUUUAGCCCAUACCAGCCUCAAGCAAGGCAAGUUUGUAUAGUUGUAGUUUCCUCCUAUUGGAAUGGAUUAAAUAGAAGGAAAAACUUGACUAUUCCAGGAAAGUGUUCCCUCACUAUUACAGGAGUUAGAUUUUUCAAACCAGCCUUUCAAAGAGCUAUUUCAAAAGCAAUAAGCAAGUGGUUCUAAGGUUUACAAACAUAGACCUACAUGAUAAUUGGGUGUGAGGAAGAAUGGUCCUAAGGUGAUGACUUGGAUCAGACUUUCCAGUGAGUGUCAAAGGCAUGUUUUAAAAAGUGCUGCUACUCAAACAACUUAAGACACAAGGGAUGGAGGUGUGCUUCAAAAAACUCUGGCUAUAGAUCUAAAGACUGAAACACAAGAUGCUUGUAGAGAAUUUGAAUAAAAAUUGUUACUUGAAACAUGAGAAUGGGAAAAAAGCAAUAUUUUGUAUUACUGUAUUAUUGUAUAUACUGUUAUUUUAAAUAAGCAUGUAUAAGUAAAUAAAUUAGCUAUUAUAAAUAGA
Marmota monax (woodchuck) is the source of this 9557-nucleotide messenger RNA. It is a transcript of the gene Akap10, whose product is annotated as A-kinase anchoring protein 10. Gene Ontology annotation, molecular function: protein kinase A binding. The record is from RefSeq and is a predicted model, not a curated record. Gene Ontology annotation, biological process: intracellular protein localization. Lineage: Eukaryota; Metazoa; Chordata; Mammalia; Rodentia; Sciuridae. Gene Ontology annotation, cellular component: plasma membrane. Bases 168 to 2156 code for a protein of 662 amino acids. The transcript has 15 exons.